AGCGCGACAACAGUUCAAUAAUGGUUUAUGGUGCAAAGUGUUCCGAAGAGCAGUCAGUCACCACUAUUUUAUCUUAUUGAGCAGUCACUCUAAUUAGCUACCAGUGUGAAAUCCAAAUGUCUGUUGCCUUCGUACCGAAAAAGCUAAGAGGAAAAGCUCAGAUCAACCAAGAAACCAUUCAAAGAUUGCUGGAUGAAAAUGACCAGCUGGUAAGAUGCAUAAUGGAGUACAUGCAAAAAGGAAGAGCAGUGGAAUGUGUACAAUAUCAACAGAUCCUGCACCGGAAUAUUGUUUACCUGGGAACCAUUGCCGAUGCCAGCCCAAACUUGGCUCCAACCACCAAUGUCCCCACUGGAGAGGCAUCAACAUUGACAGCCCAGAAUGGACAUAAAGGCUUCACACAAAAUGGCCAAUAACUUCAUCAAAAUGUAUACAUUUGAGUAUUUCUGAUUACAAAAUAAAGUUAGCUAUUUUUCUAAUUGGGAUUUUUCAUCUCUUACCUUCAACUGUUGUAAUGUGAGCAUGUAGAGCUUUAUUCCAUCUGUACAUGUAAAGGGUUACGGAUGGUGCAAUAUGUAAGUGCCCAAACUCUGCCCAUCUCUCUAGAUAGAUGCAUGUUCUGGAACCGUGUGCUGGAAGUAAUUGUGUACUUCAACAGAUCAUUGCUGUAAAUUAAUGAAUAGGGAAUACUUACUGCUCAUAUCCCAUCAUCUCAAAUACUGCCUGCCUACUGUAUUUCAACUUUGUAUUCUGUUCCUGUGUUGUCUUGCACUAGCAGCACCAUUACAACCCUGACUGUGUCACUGGAAUUCCCAUUCCAUAUGCUUGUGGCUUUAUCAUGUAUUUCCAAAAAUAUAUAUAUUCAUGAUAUUUCUGGAAAGUUCUGGUUGGUUACAUUUUGUUACCAAAACCAACAUAGUGUGACCCAGUACUAGUUGGGUGUAGCUAAAACAGGCAGGUGUUAUUUACUUCCUUAUAGCGAUGACUUUGAUAACUACUUCAUGAAGAAAUACCUUUAAUUAUGGUCAGGCAAAAUGGCAAUUACCCAUGUAACUAUUUAUGGUGUCCUGGGACAAUACAAAUUAUUAGUCCUGGAAGAGUUUCAGUGAAUGUCUAUGCUUAGCCCAAGGCCAACUUGUCUUCAAUUCUGCUUAACCAAACAUGCCACUAGAGGAAGCUAGAAAACUGGAUGUAGCCCACUGAGCCUGCCAUGCACUCCUAUGAAAAAAGAAUUGCAUAUAAGUAUGGGUGAUAAAUUCAUGUCACAGAAAAUAAAACACAUUUAAUUGC
Messenger RNA from Esox lucius (northern pike), 1290 nucleotides. RefSeq names its product ss18, like 2 (gene ss18l2). Lineage: Eukaryota; Metazoa; Chordata; Actinopteri; Esociformes; Esocidae. Gene Ontology annotation, biological process: positive regulation of transcription by RNA polymerase II. The record is from RefSeq and is marked provisional. Gene Ontology annotation, cellular component: nucleus. Gene Ontology annotation, molecular function: transcription coactivator activity.